GGCCGGCAGAGGGCGCUGCUCUGCCAGCCGCGGCUCACACGGAGCACACUUCCUGCUUCCGUCAACACACGUGUGUAUGUGUGUGUAUGUGUGUGUGUGUGUGUUUGCCGAGAGAUACGAUAAGACUGAGGCAGAACAGCAGAACCAACAGAACCAGCAGAAGCAGCAGAACCAGCGGAACCAGCAGAACCAACAGAACCAGCAGAAGCAGCAGGAUGAGCGGAGCCGCGGUUCCGGACCUGAUCAGAACCAUUUCUGACGGGGAGCAGAGCCCGGAGGAGCCCGACACCGAGUCCGAGGAGGAGGACCAGCCCAUCAUCCUGAACAGGAAGAGGAAGUUGGGGAAGGCGGGCCGCGGGGCGAGAGACUUCAACACAGACUUUGAGUUUGGAGAACGAGACGGGCCGGCCGGCGAGGACUGGGCGCUGUCCGCCGUGAUGUCACAGCUCAAGAACAAGAGAACCCUCACCUCGCUGGACGAGAAGAUCGAGAAGGUCAGGAGGAAGAGGAGAGCCGAGGAGAAGGACGCACAGAGCGCAGCUGGAGAGGAAGAGGAGGAAGAGGAAGAUGUGAAGCCACAUCGUGAUGGUGGAGAUGAGGAGGAGGAGGAGGAGGAGGAGGAGGAGGAGGAGGAGGAGGAGGAGGAGGAGGAGGAGGAGGAGUUUGACUCUGGUGAUGAAGAUGUUCUGACCAAAGCUGACACUCUGAGGGAGAAAGGACGAAGAGUGAGGAAGAAGAAGGCAGGAGAGGAGGAGGCUCCUGAGGCGUUUUAUGAAGAUGCCUCCAACUACGAUGACAAACUGACUUUUCACGACAUGAAUUUGUCCCGACCGAUCCUGAAGGCCAUCACAGCUCUGGGCUUCCAGCAGCCGACGCCCAUCCAGCAGGCCUGCGUCCCCGUCGGGCUGCUGGGCCGCGACAUCUGCGCCUGCGCCGCCACUGGGACAGGGAAGACGGCGGCCUUCAUGCUGCCCGUGUUGGAGCGCUUGCUCUAUAAGCCCAGGGAGUCCCAGGUGACCCGGGUCCUGGUUCUGGUUCCCACCCGAGAGCUGGGGAUCCAAGUCCACGCCGUGUCCCGCCAGCUGGCCCAGUUCACCUCCAUCACCACCUGCCUGGCAGUGGGUGGGUUGGAUCUGAAGUCACAGGAAGUGGCGUUGAGGGCGGGGCCAGACGUCCUGAUCGCGACGCCCGGCCGUCUGAUCGACCACCUUCACAACACGCCCACUUUCCAGCUGAGAGACAUCGAGAUCCUCGUGCUGGACGAGGCAGACAGGAUGUUGGAUGAGUUCUUUGAGGAACAGAUGAAGGAGAUCAUCAGGUUGUGUUCCUACCAGAGACAGACGAUGCUGUUCUCUGCGACAAUGACAGAGGAGGUGAAGGACCUGGCGGCGGUCUCGCUGAAACAGCCAAUCAGGAUCUUCGUGAACAGCAACACGGACGUGGCUCCGUUUCUGCGGCAGGAAUUCAUCCGGAUCCGACCGAACAGAGAAGGAGACCGAGAGGCCGUGGUGGCUGCCCUGCUCACCAGGACCUUCCAGGACCACGUGAUGCUCUUCACCCAGACGAGGCGUCAGGCUCACCGGCUGCACAUCCUGCUGGGCCUCAUGGGCCUGAAGGUCGGAGAGCUGCACGGAGACCUGAGCCAGAGCCAGAGACUGGACAGCCUGAGGCGUUUUAAGGACGAGCAGAUCGAUGUCUUGGUGGCGACAGACGUGGCGGCUCGAGGUCUCGACAUCGACGGAGUCAAAACAGUCAUUAACUUCACCAUGCCGGGCUCGGUGAAGCACUACGUGCACCGCGUGGGCCGCACGGCGCGGGCGGGUCGGGCCGGGCGAGCCGUGUCGCUGGUCGGAGAGUCGGAGAGGAAGAUGCUGAAGGACGUGGUGAAGAGCGCCAAGAACGGCGUGAAGGCCCGCGUCCUGCCACCAGACGUGGUCCUGAAGUUCAGGGAUCACAUCUCCAGACUGGAGCAGGACGUUCAGGCUGUGAUGAAGCUGGAGAGAGAGGAGAGAGAGCUCGCCGCGUCCGAGGCCAAGCUCAGCGUGGCUCAGAAGCGUCUGUGUGAGUCGGAUCAGACUCAGAGAGUUUGGUUCCAGACUCAACAGGAGAGGAAGAAGAACCGCAUGGCGAAGGCUCUGCAGGAGUUUGAUUUGGCUCUGAGAGGAAAGAAGAAGAGGGAGAAGUUCCUAAAAGACGGCAAGAAGAAGGAGCUGACGGCGGAGGACAGAGCUCAGUUUGAGAUCCUGAAGGCACAGAUGUACGCAGAGCGGGCGGCCAAGAGAGAGAGGCGGCCCAAGAGAGCGAGAGCCAUGCCGGAGGAUGAGGCGCCACCUGGAGCAGCCCAUCAGAAAGCAGGUAAAGGUGGGAGGCAGUCAGUGUUCGAUAAGGAGCUGACCAACACCAGCAGCAAGGCUCUGAAACGGUACCGCUCAGGGCCUUCCUUUGAGGACAGGAAGCGACUCGGUCUGUCCGGCAGGAGAGGAGGAGGAAGAGGAGGAGGAGGAGGAGGAGGAGGAAGAGGAGGAGGAGGCGGUGGCUUCAGGUCAAAGUCCAGGUACAGGAGGAAGUGACGGGACGGGGCCGGUUUGGGAAGCGACCACCGAGCGCGACACGUUCUCUGCUGUUCCUCUGUCACUUUGUAGAACCUUUUUCAUUUGUCUUUGUUCAUGAGAUGUGCUCUAAAUAAAGUUUUGAUGGUUGACUAAGA
Molecule: messenger RNA, 2707 nt
Organism: Myripristis murdjan (pinecone soldierfish)
Lineage: Eukaryota; Metazoa; Chordata; Actinopteri; Holocentriformes; Holocentridae
Gene: ddx27
Product: DEAD (Asp-Glu-Ala-Asp) box polypeptide 27
Exons: 21
Coding region: 87-2570 (827 amino acids)
Cellular component (GO): cytosol
Molecular function (GO): ATP binding; nucleic acid binding; RNA helicase activity
Source: RefSeq, a predicted model, not a curated record